AAUAUCUACAUGGUUGGGAGCGGGUCGUUACAAAUGGUAUCAGAGCCGAUCCCCGACCCCGGUGUGGGGGUUUGUUUGGCUUUGUCUGUUUGGCCCCGCAAUCCCAUGGGACACAACGAGGACGUUGUGUCUGCAUGGGGGGGUGUUUGUGAUGUCCCACAUCGGAUAGGGGAGAAUGUUCCUGGCGCUAUAUAUGUAGAGGCUCCUCUUAACCAAGUAGACGCGUUUUAAAGCCGUGAGGGCCCCCUUGGGCCCAAAGCGGACAAUAUCUACAUGGUUGGGUGCGGGUCGUUACAAUACCUCUCAUAAUAUAUUUUCUGUGAACCCAUCCAUUACCACAUCAUGGUUUGCCUUAGGGGAAGAUAUAUACUUCAACAACAUAAACCUUGGUUAUGGUGACUCUUCAUCUCAAUGAGACUAAGGUCAAGUUGCAACACCUGUAACAGAAGAAACAGGCCUGCUGUACUAGUUGUAACUUAAAUAUUUGAAACUUAGACUUCACUUUAAACCACAGGGUUCCAUGACUGCAUGUGUCAUGGCUGGAGCUCAUUGUCAUGGGAGUUCUAUUAUCGUUGUUCACAGAACCAUGUUCCAUUUGACUUUUCGUUUAUUUACUGGAAACUUGUUGCUGUCAGGUAAUCUGUAGCAAAAUAUGUCAUUGCUGGAUCCUGAACUAUAGUUCAUGAGUUCAUUGGUAGUGGAAGUUUUCUUCAUGAUGCUUCAUUUGUUCUCUGUGAAUCUGUCUGCCCAUGUAUGUCAAGAAACAAAGCAUCUCAUGCUACUAAAGCUAAAUUUCUAUUUGUUUACAUAAGAGAGGUAAUGUCAAAGGAUCAACGGCCUCCAGUAGCUGGUCCGGUGUUCAGUCAACUUAUACACUUCAGUAAACUCUUUGAUUAUCAAGCAUCUCUUGCCCAGAAGUACAUUACUUACCGUAUGAUCCUGCCAUCACAUAGUGAAAUUUACACUGCUGAUCCAGUUAAUGUUGAAUAUAUACUCAAAACAAACUUCAUCAAUUAUGGCAAGGGGGAGUAUCAUUGUGACAUAAUGAAAGAUCUGUUUGGGGAUGGAAUUUUUGCAGUGGAUGGAGAAAAAUGGCGCCACCAGCGGAAGCUUGCAAGUUAUGAAUUCUCAACGAAAGUUUUGCGAGAUUUCAGUACUUCUGUUUUUCAAGAUAAUGCUGCAAAAUUGGUUUUGAAGGUUUCUAUGGUGGCUGCAGCUAAGCAAAUGAUGGAUUUGCAGGAUAUGUUGAUGAAAUCAACUUUGGACUCGAUUUUUAAGGUGGGAUUUGGGGUUGACCUGAAUUCUCUAUCUGGCUCAGAUGUUUUCGGAAAUCAAUUCAUCAAAGCCUUUGAUGAUUCUAAUGUCAUUGUGUAUUGGAGAUAUGUUGAUCUAUUAUGGAGGAUUAAGAGGUUCCUUAAUUUAGGCUUGGAAGCUGCUCUUAAGCAUAACAUCAAAGUCAUUGACAGUUUUAUUUUUGAAUUAAUUAGAUGCAAGAGGGAGCAGAUGAAGAAUAAAGAGCUUGAUAGAGGAAAAGAGGAUAUAUUAUCAAGGUUUCUGCUGGAGAGUAAGAAGGAUCCAAAGAAAAUGAAUGAUCGAUAUUUGAGAGAUAUAAUUCUCAGUUUCGUCAUUGCUGGUAAGGACACAUCUGCUGACACGCUUACUUGGUUCUUUUACUUGCUCUGCAAGCAUCCUCUGGUUCAAGAAAAGGUUGUGCUGGAGGUGAGAGAAGCAACUAAAGCUCAGAUUAACAUACCUGCUGAUGAGUUUGCCAAGAAGAUAACAGAAAAAUCCCUCGACAAGAUGCAGUAUCUUCAUGCAGCGUUAACUGAGACUCUCAGACUCUACCCAGCAGUUCCUAUGGAUGGAAAGCAUUCAGAAGAAGAUGAUAUUCUUCCUGAUGGCUUCAAAGUAAAGAAAGGAGAUGGUAUGUGCUACAUGGCUUAUGCCAUGGGGAGAAUGAGAUGCAUUUGGGGUGAGGAUGCGGGGGAGUUUCGACCUGAAAGAUGGCUUGAGAAUGGUGUUUUCCAACCUGAAAGUCCUUUUAAAUUCACUGCUUUUCAGGCUGGUCCUCGGAUUUGCUUGGGAAAGGAAUUUGCUUAUAGGCAACUGAAGAUCUUGGCUGCUGUUCUUGUCUACUUUUUUAAAUUCAAACUUGUGGAUGAGAGGAAGGAGGCCAGGUAUCGAACCAUGUUCACCCUUCACAUGGAUCAAGGUCUCCAUCUAUAUGCAUUUCCUAGACUGUAAAUCACAAAAAUGCAAAUCUUCUUCCAUGGUAUAGUCAUAUACCAUGGAGUGUCAUUUUCUUGGGAGAAUGUCUACUUUGAAAAAUCAUAGUUGAAGUGGUUGAAAAGUUAAGGGUGGGUCGAACAUCUGGAAAUUGAGAAGUGUGAACAUCUUCAUUUUGAAACUCAAAUUUUAUUUUAUUAUCUCAA
Molecule: messenger RNA, 2432 nt
Organism: Vitis vinifera (wine grape)
Lineage: Eukaryota; Viridiplantae; Streptophyta; Magnoliopsida; Vitales; Vitaceae
Product: cytochrome P450 704C1
Exons: 7
Coding region: 754-2244 (496 amino acids)
Molecular function (GO): monooxygenase activity; oxidoreductase activity, acting on paired donors, with incorporation or reduction of molecular oxygen; iron ion binding
Source: RefSeq, a predicted model, not a curated record